This is a messenger RNA of Sciurus carolinensis (gray squirrel), 1777 nucleotides long. It is a transcript of the gene Clp1, whose product is annotated as cleavage factor polyribonucleotide kinase subunit 1. The record is from RefSeq and is a predicted model, not a curated record. Gene Ontology annotation, cellular component: mRNA cleavage factor complex; nucleus. NCBI's taxonomy places the organism in Eukaryota, Metazoa, Chordata, Mammalia, Rodentia, Sciuridae. Bases 117 to 1394 code for a protein of 425 amino acids. Gene Ontology annotation, biological process: tRNA splicing, via endonucleolytic cleavage and ligation. Gene Ontology annotation, molecular function: polynucleotide 5'-hydroxyl-kinase activity. The transcript is spliced from 3 exons.
GGCGUGCCUCUGGCGGAGCGCGGUUUGUAGUUGUGUGUAAGUCUGAUCCGGGAAGGCUCCGGACGUUGCUUGUUCGUGCGCGCGGGCUGUGCAGGCACCGUGGCUACACAGAAAAGAUGGGAGAGGAGGCCAAUGAUGACAAGAAGCCAACGACUAAAUUCGAAUUAGAGCGAGAAACAGAACUUCGUUUUGAGGUGGAGGCUUCUCAGUCAGUUCAGCUGGAGUUGCUGACUGGCAUGGCAGAGAUCUUUGGCACAGAGCUAACCCGAAACAAGAAAUUUACUUUUGAUGCUGGGGCUAAGGUGGCUGUUUUCACUUGGCAUGGCUGUUCUCUGCAACUGAGUGGCCGCACCGAGGUGGCUUAUGUUUCCAAGGACACCCCUAUGUUGCUUUACCUCAACACUCACACAGCCUUGGAACAGAUGCGAAGGCAGGCAGAAAAGGAAGAAGAGAGAGGCCCCCGAGUGAUGGUUGUGGGCCCCACCGAUGUGGGCAAGUCCACAGUGUGUCGCCUGCUGCUCAACUAUGCAGUGCGUUUGGGCCGUCGUCCUACUUACGUGGAGCUGGAUGUAGGCCAGGGCUCUGUGUCUAUCCCUGGUACCAUGGGGGCCCUCUACAUUGAACGGCCAGCAGAUGUUGAAGAGGGUUUCUCUAUCCAGGCCCCUCUGGUGUAUCAUUUUGGCUCCACCACUCCUGGCACUAACAUCAAGCUUUAUAAUAAGAUUACAUCUCGUUUAGCAGAUGUGUUUAACCAAAGGUGUGAGGUAAACCGAAGGGCAUCUGUGAGUGGUUGUGUCAUUAACACCUGUGGCUGGGUCAAGGGCUCUGGCUACCAGGCCCUAGUGCAUGCAGCUUCAGCUUUUGAGGUGGAUGUAGUUGUGGUUCUGGAUCAAGAAAGACUGUACAAUGAACUGAAACGGGACCUGCCUCAUUUUGUACGUACUGUGCUGCUCCCUAAGUCAGGGGGUGUGGUGGAGCGCUCCAAAGACUUCCGGCGGGAAUGUAGGGAUGAGCGUAUUCGUGAGUAUUUCUAUGGAUUCCGAGGCUGUUUCUAUCCCCAUGCCUUCAAUGUUAAAUUUUCAGAUGUCAAAAUCUACAAAGUUGGGGCACCUACUAUCCCAGACUCCUGUUUGCCUUUAGGCAUGUCUCAGGAAGACAAUCAGCUCAAGCUAGUACCUGUCACCCCUGGCAGAGACAUGGUGCACCACCUACUGAGUGUUAGCACUGCUGAGGGUACAGAGGAGAACCUUUCUGAGACAAGUGUGGCAGGCUUCAUUGUGGUGACCAGUGUGGACCUGGAGCAUCAGGUAUUUACUGUCCUGUCUCCAGCCCCUCGCCCACUGCCUAAGAACUUCCUUCUCAUCAUGGAUAUCCGGUUCAUGGAUCUCAAAUAGAGAUCAGCAAGAAGCCUUUCUUUCUGGAGCAUAGAGAUCUUCUGGCCAUCACCAAAGACAAGUGGGCUGAAAUAUGAGACUCUUCUGAGAUCAGCUAACCAGGAAACUAGAUUACUAGAAAACAUAUAUUCUACCUCUUAAAACAGGUGAAAUCCUGAUCAAACCCUGAAUCAAAAGGAGAAACAUGAAAAUAAAAUUCAUCUUAUUAGAUGCCACUUCAAAUUCUCCUAAGACCCUGCAGAAUUACAUUUCUUUCACUUUGCUACCAUAUGGACUUUUUUUUUUUUUUAAAUCACCACUUUAUAUUCCGUAUUAGUACUUGCUAUCUCAUUCAUCCAGGAUGAAAGUGUGAAUUUAGAGGGACUCCUUCUAAUAAACUGCCA